Sclerotinia sclerotiorum 1980 UF-70 is the source of this 1890-nucleotide messenger RNA. RefSeq lists its product as hypothetical. The transcript has 2 exons. Lineage: Eukaryota; Fungi; Ascomycota; Leotiomycetes; Helotiales; Sclerotiniaceae. The record is from RefSeq and is a predicted model, not a curated record. Gene Ontology annotation, biological process: positive regulation of gene expression. The coding region runs from base 1 to 1890 and encodes 629 amino acids.
AUGUCGGAAAAGGUCGAACAUCAAGCACUCGGAGAUAUGUCAAACGAUGCAGCUCAUCCAGCCCAGGAAGGCUCAGCGCAAACUGGUACACAGCAAAACGACGCAGCUUACCCAGUCCAAGAAGAUUCAGCGCAAAUUGGUACACAUCAAAAUGGUGUAGCGCAAGAAGGUUCAGCGCAAAAUGAUACACAGCAAAACAACACACAACAAAAUGAUACCCAGCAAAAUGGCGACGCAGAGAAACAACACCCAGGUCAAUUGAAAGCAGCCAAGGAAAAACUUACCUCGAAACAACAAAAGUUAAGGGAUAAGAACAAUCCACCGGGUGGAUUUGAUGCGACGCCCAUUCCAACUGCGCGAGAUGGUUAUACCGUGCGAUUUACCUUUCACAGAGCCGAAAAUCUUCCUGCGUCGGAUCUCAACACUCGAUCUUCCGAUCCUUUCAUUAUAGCCAGUCUGACAUCUUCUCUAUUGAAACGACAUAAGGACGAUCCAGAUCUCGUUCUGCGAACACAAACUAUACACGAAAAUACAAAUCCGGUAUGGAAUAAGACUUGGACAGUGGCUGGGAUUCCUGGGAGUGGUUUCCGUUUAAAAUGUCGUUUAUAUGAUGAAGACCCCGCAGAUCAUGAUGAUAGAUUGGGAAAUGUUACAAUUUAUGUGGAAUCGCUGGGUCCAAAUUGGCAGGGUUUCAAGGAGAAAGCAUUUGAUGUUAAGAAGAGGAUGGGUAGCAAGAGAGCAUAUGGGGUAAGAGCUUGCGCUGCUAUGUUUGACAGUAGCAUACAUAUGGAUGGUACGCUCUACUUAAGCGCGGAAUGCUUAGGACCAUCUGAGAAACCAUAUGGCAGAAUGUAUACAAUUGGGGAAACAUAUUUCUUCAAGCAUUAUUCACCUAUGAUUGGAAGAUUGGCUGGCACUAAAGCUCCUGGAAGUUCGAUGGAUGGAAAGCCCCCAACUGAGAAAUAUGAUUUUCAAGCAAAUCAAAUCCAACUUCAAGGUCCCGUACCUGCGGAAUUAUACCAUCGCUUUGUCGAAUUUAAACCUUUCGUAAAAGGAAUGUUUUCCGGAGCAGGUCUUCGAGGACGAGUCUUGAACAAAGCCCUUCAUCACCAACAUGCCCGUGUAUAUAAUUUCAGCAACAGUACAGAAUAUGGAGUGUUCCCGGCCAAAUCCGAAGAAGCCUCUCUGCAAUUCCUCAAAAUGGUGCACUUUGACGAAGGAGGAAGAAUAUUCACCUAUGUUCUCUCACUCGAUGGACUUCUUCGAUUUACCGAAACGGGUAAGGAGUUUGGUGUUGAUCUGUUAUCGAAACAUACCAUGCAUAGUGAUGUAAACAUUUACAUUGCAUGUUCCGGAGAAUUCUUCGUUCGUCGAUUAAAGCAUCCACAUCGAUCAACUGAUGAUCCUAGCCAAUCUAGUCACCCUAUUGAAGAAUUUCCUGGAGGACCACCAUUUGAAGCUCCUCCUAAAGAUCCCAGCCACUACGAGCUCGUAAUUGACAACGACAGUGGCACCUACCGACCAAAUGGAGAUCUCCUUCCUCUCCUCAAAAAAUUCCUAAAUGAGAAUUUCCCCGGUCUCCACAUCGUCACAAAAGAAUGCACUGAUGAACAUCUCCAAAAAAUGAAACAAGGACAACGAGAAAGAAAGAAGAAGGAAGGAAAAGAAAUCAAUAUGGUGCAGAAUUCAGAUGAUGAUAUUAGUAGUAGUGAUGAAGAUGAUUUGAAUGAUUUGACGAAUACGGGACGGAAAGGGAAGAGUAAGAGAGAGAGAAUUGUGGCUGGUCUUGAAGAUCCCAGUCAAGCGUUAAAGGAUAUGAAGAAGGAAUUUAUUCCUGGAAGGGAAAGAGUCCAGAGAGAGGAAAAUGAAGAUAUACCUGAGGUGGCUUGA